AUGGUGCGCUGCGUCCGGCCUAUUUGUAAGCCCCGUAAGGAGUGGAUACGCUUCGGCGACUUCUGCAGUUUAGACAACGCUCAAAUUUAAUCGGUGUCUCCGGGACGAAAAGCUAAAAAUGGUGGCGGCCGAAAUGAGACCUCCUGAAGAGACGUCCGUUGAACUGAAGCCUCCUGAAGAAAAAGCUGUUGAAGUGAAGGCCGCUGAAGUGAAGGUUACUGAAGUGAAGGCAGCUGAAGUGAAGUCCGUUGAUUUGAAGGCUGCUGAAGGGAAGGCUCCUGGAGAGAAGACUGCUGAACCAGCUGAAUCGAAGGCUGCUGAAGUGAAGCCAGCUGAAUCGAAGGCUGCUGAAGUGAAGGCUCCCGAAGCGAAGUCGGUUGGACCGAAGGCUGCCGAAGUAAAGUCGGCUGGAGCGAGGGCUGCUGAAGCGAAGUCUGCUGAAGUGAAGUCAACUGAGAAAGAGAAGAAAGAGAACGCGAAGGAUGAACAACCGAAAGAGGCACAAGAUAAUAAGCAAAGCAAUGUCUUAGAGAAAGUAACGCCCGAUUUUGAGGCACUGUUUCGACGUAGAAAGUCAGUUAGGAGGAAGAAGUCCUCCAAUAGAUCCAAGGGUCAGGUGCAGGUCAGAGUAAGACACACGCGAUCCAAGUGCAGAACCUCACCAUCGUCAAAGGACGGAAGGAAAUUGCCCAAGUCCCCCGCCGGGAAAUCACCAACUGCCAACGAGACUCAAAUCGGAAAAGAUGAUGCUGAUGAUGAAGAGUUGAUGGGUUUGUGA
This is a messenger RNA of Haemonchus placei, 778 nucleotides long. The record is from the annotation of a GenBank genome assembly. Lineage: Eukaryota; Metazoa; Nematoda; Chromadorea; Rhabditida; Trichostrongylidae.